Messenger RNA from Penaeus chinensis, 3614 nucleotides. RefSeq lists its product as uncharacterized. NCBI's taxonomy places the organism in Eukaryota, Metazoa, Arthropoda, Malacostraca, Decapoda, Penaeidae. The transcript is spliced from 6 exons. The record is from RefSeq and is a predicted model, not a curated record. The coding region runs from base 1371 to 3296 and encodes 641 amino acids.
UCUCCCUCUCUCUCUCUCUCACUCUCUAUAUAUCUAUCCAUCUUUAUAUCUACAUAUGUAUCAAUUAUACACCUAUACUAACUUACGCACUAUUUAAGGAUCGAACACUAAUGACAGAAGAAUUAAGUAAAACAAAAAUAUGUACACGUAGAGAGAAGCACUUCGCUGAAAUUCUCGGAAGUCACAGCAUAUUUAAAAUCCCACAAAGAAAACGGGAAAAAAGGAAAUCAAUAGAUUUGUCGAUUUUUUUUUUGGCAAAAUUCUUCCUUCAUGAAUCGAUUACUUCAUAAGGAUUACUUAUGCCUUGCCGUCUUUAUUUUUUUAUUGUGAUUAUGACUAAGGUGGCUAUAUUUACUUGGAUUUAUCCCUAAAAACAUUUAUGCAUAAUCCUUCAAGGUAUACAAUUUAUCAAAUUAGAUAAACGGUCAGUCUAGUACAGUGACAGACUUAACCGGAAACGAAAUCAUUUGAAUUCUUGCUUCUUCAAGAUUAGUGUAAUAGCUCGAAUUAGACUAAAAAAAUAUACAUUCACAUCUUUACUUAUUUCUUUUUAUCGUAACGGUGGAUCGCCAUUAACGAUGGUGAUAUUUAUUUAUCGUUUGUAAGAUUUCAUUCGAAUUUCGUAUUCUUAACGUAUCCAAUCCCAGUCUUUCUAGCUCCGUACAUUCUUUUUGUUCCCACUAUUUGGUAUUCAUUGUUGUUAUUCAUUAAUGCAGCUCAGUAAUGAAUACAGAAAACAGCAUACGGCAUGCCUGAACACAGUACUGCGACAGAUUUAGGAAGGGGAUGAAUGAGAACGAAUUACUUUACAAAACAAGAGUUUAUUGUGAUUAAUGUAGAAAAUAUAUGAAUUCUUAUUAUAAAUAACUUCACAACGCAAAGGAUGAGUUUAUAUACUUACGCCGUGAAGUUAUUAAUUUUCAUUCAAUUCUUUUUCUUCCCUUCUGUGAUUUAUCUUCCUCAGUUACCUGUAACAUUAAAUUGUUUCAAUUGUUUUGAAUUAUUUAUCUUAAAGUUCUUUGUAUUCUAAUGGUUUUAUUCUUCAGUAAAUGAAUGCAUAUCAAGCUGUCAUAAUAGUAUAAUAUAAGAGAGAAGUUUCAUAUAGAUAAAUCUGAUUAGUGGUGUAUACAGCUCCCGCCCUAUCCUUACAUAACUAAUGAAUCAUGCCGCUUCUGAAUUUUCUUCGAUCUUCCUUGGGUGCCCAGGGCGCUAUUCAUAACCAGUGACGCAGGGGACACGUCACGCUCACACCCGCUUCAACACAGGUAUAAAGGCGUGAGUGCUCCAAGAAUCUUUAGUAAACGAACAGAUACCGUCACAGCAUCGCCUCUGCACACAAGUUGUUUCAUCGUAGUACAUCAGCUUUCGAAAUGGCUCCCACUCAGAACAAGAACUCAAGUGAGGUUAAUGCAGCUUCGUCUGAGGUUAAAUGUUGCCACUGCGGAGAGAUGAAGAGCUCGUGGGACAUGUUCCUUCCCAUCACUCACAGGGGAAGCUUCUUCCAGGACUCCUUCUUCUCAAACAUUCACCAGCACUUCGACGCUGCCGUCAAGGAGGUCCUGGACAAGUGGAGUAGCUCUGACAUCAGGCUGACUAACCACACGGAGGACGCGAACAUCCGCCACAGUGAUGUCAUUGGCCGAUACAGAAGACUUCGAUCCAUCGACCUGAAGGAGGAGAACCAGGCUGUCACUGUCACGUCGGAUGACACAAGUCACAAGGUGGUGCUGGACGUGCAUGAGUUCUUGGGAGGAGACGUGACGGUGAAGGUGGUCGGCGAGAAGGAGCUGGUGGUGGAAGGACGCGUGGAAAAGAAGGCGGAGGGAAAUUCCUGUGCGGCGCUGCACUCCUUCAGACGCCGCUUCUCCCUGCCACGCCUUACCGACAUGGCGGCCAUCACCUCCGCCAUGUCCUCCGACGGUGUUCUCACCAUCACAGUGCCCAAACUGGAGAAUGAAGACAAUCAAAGGACUACCAUCAUCCCCAUCAAGAUCGAAGAGACGAAUUCACAGACAAAGGCUUCCAAAACAAUAGCUUCACAAAACACAAAUAAACAGGAAAUCAGAUGCGAACACUGCAGCCGGGACGCCAUCUCCAAGAAGGAGACCAACAAAGCAGUCAGUGAAACGUGUGUCAAGAAAGAGAGCGAGUCCUGUGAAUCCGAGACAAGAUCCUCGGCACUAAAUUCCUUCGCUGGACAUAACGUCUUCCCGAUCGUGCGCAGAGGACUCUUCUUCGACGAUUCCUUCUUCCAGGAAAGCUGGAAGGAUUUCCAGAGGGCGGUGAAGGAAGUGCUGAACAAGUGGGGGGAACAGUCCUCCAUUGGCGACGACCUAACGCGCUACAGAAGUCUCCGAAGCCGUGAUUUGAGAGAAGAAAACCAAGCUGUCACUUCCUCGGAGGAUGAACGUCAACACAAGUUCGUUCUUGACGUGAAAGAUUUCAGCGACGGCGGAGAGAUCAGCGUGAAGGCAGUGAACGACAGAGAGUUGGUGGUCGAAGGUCGCAAAGAGAAGCAGGGAGAUGGGUCGAGGUGUUCUCAGCAGUUCCUUCGGCGCUUCGUCGUUCCUGGAGACAUCCAACUGGAUGCCGUCACCUCAGUCGUAUCUUCUGACGGCGUGCUCACUAUCUCGGCACCUAAGAAGCAGCCGAAGCUCCAGGUGAGGGAGGUUUCCGUGCCCAUAAGCAUUGAAGGAAAGAAAACUGAUCCUGCCGUCACCGCCAUGCAGAGUGGAAAUCUCAAAUCGAAUGAGGCUUCAACAGGCGCUGUCGCAAAGGAAAAUAAACCGCAAAAUGCCACUCCCGUACCCAGCGCCAUCUCCGCUCCGUCUAAGGUACCCUCGACAGCCAGUUCGACUCGCGGAAAUCUCAAAUCGAAUGAGGCUUCAACAGGCGCUAUCGCAAAGGAAAAUAAACCGCAAAAUGCCACUCCCGUACCCAGCGCCAUCUCCGCUCCGUCCAAGGUACCCUCGACAUCCAGUUUGACUCGCGGACACGAGGAAACUUCAUCCUCAAACCAGAAAGGAGAUUCUCAGCAGCACACCACCGUAAUUCCCGUUAAAGUCCAGGGAACAGAAGAGAUUCCAGAGAGGCAGACCUGUUCCCCUUCCAAGACUUCGACAGGAGGUCGAGACGAAGACGCCUCCACCAGAUCCACCUCCUUCGCCGCGAGAGGAAAAGGAAGCGACGCUGAAGAAGGCAACCAGGAAGAUAAGGACCUCUAUAAACUGAAGGGAAGCGGAGCCAAGUUCCCCAUCAAGAUUAACGGGUCUGUGAUUAAUAGCAAUUCCGCGUAAAUGAAGAGAAAUCAAAUAUAAAGAAAGAGAGAAAACAUUCCAAGAAGAAAAAGAGAAGGAAUAUCUUUUGUGUGGAAGAAAAUCUAUAUAAUUUCCGAUGAAUAUUAUAUUCUUUCGUAUAUAUCUAAUUAUAAAUUACAAUAAGUUUCUUUUCUUCUUUUUUUUCCUAUGCAAAAUAAACAAAAUAGAUGUGACAUGACUUUCCUGCAGUUAUUGCAACUAUACUAUAGUUUUAUCAAUGUGAAAUUAAAUCUGUACAAAUCAUUCUUAUUAUUUUGGUAAACGACCCAACAUAUGGAAUAAUAAAGGGGAAAUCAA